This is a messenger RNA of Dissoconium aciculare CBS 342.82, 2579 nucleotides long. Its product is annotated as glycyl-tRNA synthetase. The transcript is spliced from 2 exons. Lineage: Eukaryota; Fungi; Ascomycota; Dothideomycetes; Mycosphaerellales; Dissoconiaceae. Gene Ontology annotation, biological process: mitochondrial glycyl-tRNA aminoacylation. Gene Ontology annotation, molecular function: ATP binding; glycine-tRNA ligase activity. Gene Ontology annotation, cellular component: cytoplasm; mitochondrion. The record is from RefSeq and is a predicted model, not a curated record. The coding region runs from base 271 to 2169 and encodes 632 amino acids.
AGUAAACAUCGCCUAUUUAGAUGAGCUACACGCGAUUGUGUGCGAUGUGUGCAGCACGAGUGGUAAGAUGGGCAUCGUAAACGAAUACAUUCCCAAUGAACGCGGCACCGGCGUCGUCAAUCGCGUGAGUCACGGUCAGAGUCAUGCCGAUCUCAGAGGUAUACACAUCAGUUUUCGAUAACCGCAUCUCGACAUGAUUCCGACUUGUUCAAGAUUUCGCAGCCGAGCGAAUAAUUUUGUCGAACCACGAUUGGCAUCACAUCUCGCAGUAUGGCCACAACGACACGCACUGGACAAGCUUUCGAGCGCACAGCGUUCGAUGCCGUGAUCAAGCGAAGAUUGUUCUUCACGGAAGCCUUCGAGGUCUAUCGUAAUGCAAGCAACUUCACCGGUGACAACCGCGGUCUGUACGACUAUGGUCCACCAGGCUGUGCUCUACAGGCAAACAUCGUCGAUCUCUGGCGCAAACACUUCGUGCUAGAGGAGAACAUGCCCGAGGUCGACUGUACUGUCCUUACGCCCGAGGACGUCUUCAAGACCAGUGGCCACGUCGAUCGAUUCGAAGAUUGGAUGUGCCGCGAUGUAGUGAAGGGCGAUCACAUUCGAGCAGACCACCUCAUUGAAGCGGUGCUGCAGAAACGAUUGAGCAAUCAUGCCGCCACGCAGCCUGCCGAUUCGAGGGACUACGAUACAAAGAAAGAUACUAGCAAGGUGUUGAGCGAUGCGACAGUGGUCGAAUACGAAGAGAUCCUCGCAAAGAUCGACAACUACGAUGGUCCAGAAAUGGGCACAUUGAUUGAGAAGCUCGACAUCAGACAUCCUGACACCAACAACAAGGUCUCUCCACCCGUGCCCUUCAACCUCAUGUUCAAGUCUAGCAUCGGCCCAAGCGCCGCCGCGCCAGUUUACCUUCGCCCUGAGACAGCACAAGGUCAAUUCCUGAAUUUCCGCAAAUUGCUCGAGUACAACAACAACUCAAUGCCCUUUGCAUCUGCUUCGAUCGGCAAGUCAUAUCGGAAUGAGAUCUCUCCGCGAUCUGGUCUCCUACGAGUCCGGGAAUUCCUGAUGGCUGAGAUCGAGCACUAUGUCGAUCCCGAAGGCGCGAAACGACACGGGCGCUUCGAUGAAGUAUCUCAUGUCAGGCUCCCGCUACUCGAUCGCGAAACUCAGCUUUCCGGCAACACCAAGGUUCAGGUACGGUCCAUUGGCGAAGCAGUUAAAGAGAGGAUCGUAGACAACGAGACAUUGGGUUACUUCCUAGCUCGCAUUCAUUCUUUCCUGCUCAGCAUCGGUGUCGACGAGACGAAGCUUCGCUUCCGCCAACAUUUGCCGAACGAAAUGGCCCAUUAUGCCUGUGAUUGCUGGGAUGCAGAACUUCUGACCAGCUAUAGUUGGAUAGAGUGCGUCGGCUGCGCCGAUCGAAGUGCCUACGACCUGACAGUCCAUAUGCGCCGCACCGAGGAGAAGCUGCUGGUGCGAGAGCCGCUCGCAGAGCCCAAGAUCGUGACCGAAUGGCAAGCCAAGUUUGACAAAAAGGCGCUUGGUAAGACAUUUCGAUCGGCAGCGAAAGCCGUCGAGGAAGCGAUAAAUUCGAAGGAUCAACCAGCCCUUGCCGUGUUGGCCUCGACGCUCGUAGAUGCCGAACGAAUCACUAUCACCUUACCUAGCCGAGAAGACGUGGUGUUGGACCGUGCAAUCGUGAAAAUCGAGCAGAGCACUCGCGUCGAGAACGUCCGGGAGUAUGUCCCAAAUGUAAUCGAACCUUCUUUCGGCAUCGGUCGAAUCCUCUACAGUCUACUGGAACACGUAUACUGGCACCGGCCCGACGACGUAGCCCGCGCGGUCCUCUCCCUGCCACUAUCAGUCGCUCCCACCAAAGUCCUGAUCGUCCCGCUAUCCACGCAACUCGACUUCGCGCCCAUCGUGCGUCAUCUCUCACAGUCCCUCCGCAAACUCGGCAUCCCGACCCGCGUGGACGACUCGAGCGCGGAACGACGAACUGGGCACACCCUUGGGCAUCACGGUGGAUUUCGAGACGGUCAGGGACGGCUCCGUGACGCUGCGCGAGCGCGACAGCACCCGGCAGGUCCGCGGCGGUCAGGAGGCUGUUGUGGCCGCGGUGAAGAAUCUCGUCGGGGGUGUGGAGACGUGGGAGGAGGUCUGUGGUAGACUUCCACGUUUUGCGGCAAAGGAGUGAGAAGAGUUGAGUGACAGGUAGAGGAGAAUGCUCUGCCUCGCUUUCCCCCGCCCAAUGGAAUGUGGAUAUAUGUAUGUGAUCGGCGGUGCUUUCGAUUUCAGAAAGAUCUCUUUUUCACAGAUCUCCCUGAUACCCCGUCUUGACAUAUAGACAUUCGUAUACAGCAUUUACUGCACGACAUGUUCAUGGUCCUUGGAAACUUCCGAAUUGGUGCCAGAAGACAGAAUCGGAUAGAGCAUGGGACAGAUGACAAGGCAGGACACGGGGGUGGUUCCGACCAAGACGUCACUACACGAUGAGAGGCAGAAGUUCAUGAUAUAAGGAUGAAUUGUUUUUUCUUAUUUCGACAAAAUACAGAGGUUUUCUUUCCGAGAGGCGGGCC